Messenger RNA from Colletotrichum tamarilloi, 1641 nucleotides. RefSeq lists its product as uncharacterized. Gene Ontology annotation, molecular function: transmembrane transporter activity. Gene Ontology annotation, cellular component: plasma membrane. NCBI's taxonomy places the organism in Eukaryota, Fungi, Ascomycota, Sordariomycetes, Glomerellales, Glomerellaceae. The transcript has 3 exons. The record is from RefSeq and is a predicted model, not a curated record. Gene Ontology annotation, biological process: transmembrane transport. Bases 1 to 1641 code for a protein of 546 amino acids.
AUGGCAAUCGACAACAGCAUUCGCGAACAAGGAGACUCUUCCCAGAGAACCUCCUCAGAUAGGCGCGAUGACGACAUUGAGGAGUAUGCCGACAUCAUCCCUGCGAGGUCCAAAACUGCCAAAGGAGAUGAUUCAUCGCAACCAAGCUUGGCAAAGCUUCCAUCAGGAGUCCUCAAUUACCAAGACGAUCCAGUGGCUCGUAAUCAAUCUAAUGUGGAAGUGCCCUACGAGAUAUACAACCGGUUUUCAAAGCACCGCAAGCACAUCACUGUUGCCGUCAUUUCCUGGUGUGGUUUGUUGUCACCAAUCUCUAGUACGGCGGUCCUGUCAGCACUCCCUGAAGUUGCAGCCGAGUACAAGACUAGCGGAGAUAUCAUCAGUCUUAGCAAUGCGUUGUAUCUUGUCUUUAUGGCCAUUAGCCCCUGCUUUUGGGGGCCAUUGAGCCAAGUGUACGGCCGAAAAUGGGCAAGUAGUUUCUCUACAGACACCACUUCUCAUUCCGCGACGAGUUCAUUGUCAACUAGUCGUCGCCUGUUCAUCAAGACGUGUAUGGUGACAGCUUCACUGUUUUUGGGGUGCUCGAUCGGAACAGCACUCAGCCCCAACGUCCCGGCUUUCUUCGUGUUUCGCAUCCUGACCGCUUUUGCCGGAACAUCGUUCCUCGUCACCGGUCCUGCAGUGAUUGGCGAUUUGUAUCAUCCUACAGAACGCGCGACUGCGAUGGGUUGGUUCUUAUCCGGCACACUCAUCGGACCGACGAUUGGCCCAGUCCUCGGAGGUAUUAUUGUGACCUAUACAUCUUGGCGCGCCAUCUUCUGGCUUCAAACCGCACUCGCAGGUGUCGGCGUUGGAGGUGCCAUAUUGUUCAUGCCAGAGACGCUGCAAGAACUGAAAAAGGCAGGCCUCGAAGGGCUUGCAUUCAGUAAAAAGGUCAGCGUGCUAUGGGGCAUGACGAACCCGGUCAGAGUUGUUCGACUAUUCAAGUUUCCGAACCUCAUCCUGGUGGCAAUCGCCAGUGGCUCGCUCGUAUGGAACAUGUACGGCAUGCUGACCCCGAUCCGAUACGUUCUCAACCCUCGUUUCUCUUUGACGUCGCCGGCACAAUCGGGCCUAUUCUACUUGGCUCCGGGCUGCGGCUAUCUUGCUGGUACCCUCGUAGGUGGCCGCUAUGCCGAUUAUACAGUUCGGCGCUGGAUAGCCGAGCGACACGGACGACGCAUUUCCGAAGACCGGCUGCGCUCUUGUCUUCCCUUCUUGGGGGCCGUUCUGCCGGGAUGUAUGCUCAUUUACGGAUGGACAGUCCAGCAGCGUGUUGGUGGCAUUGCUGUACCUGUCGUUUUCAUGUUCCUCGGAGGUGUAUCACAGCUGUUCUGUUUCCCCAGUCUGAACACAUACUGCUUGGAUGUGAUACAGGGACGCAGCGCGGAGGUGAUUGCGGGCAAUUUUAUGGUAAGAUACCUCUUUGGUGCCGCUGGCUCGGCUGUUGUACUUCCAGCAAUCAAGGUAAUUGGAGUUGGAUGGUUCAGCACCAUUUCUGCCGGCUUCUUGGUGGUCGGAGCUCUCAGUGUUUGGGCUGUCGCACUCUGGGGUAGAAGUUGGCGCCAUCGUAUUGAUGAGAAGGCGAGACCAUCUAUACCAUGA